AUGCAGUUCGGAACAAUCGUCACAGCAUUCGCCUUACUCGCCCUUGGGGUUAACGGCAACGAACAGACGGCCGCCGACUUCAGGCUUGCUCCUCGAGGCGAGGACUGGCUUAACCACGACUAUGACCCCAGGGAGCCGGUUAACCCCAACAACGAGAUUGUCCCAGGUAACACCUUACCAUGGAACUUUUGCCGUGUUGACAUUUCAUCCUCUGGUGCUCCAAUUACUCUGCCGAUUUAUUUGAAGCCUUACCAACCCGGCAGAUUCCAGACCGCCUAUUUUAAGUUGACUGUCAAGCCCAAUGGCGACUGUACCAAGGUUUCAGCGAUUCACCUGGAGGGAGAUGUGGGAUCGCGUUGGAGCCUUCAGGUUCACAAGGUUCGUGCCUAG
This is a messenger RNA of Pyricularia pennisetigena, 390 nucleotides long. RefSeq lists its product as uncharacterized. NCBI's taxonomy places the organism in Eukaryota, Fungi, Ascomycota, Sordariomycetes, Magnaporthales, Pyriculariaceae. The record is from RefSeq and is a predicted model, not a curated record. The coding region runs from base 1 to 390 and encodes 129 amino acids. The transcript has a single exon.